Messenger RNA from Cladophialophora immunda, 1562 nucleotides. RefSeq lists its product as uncharacterized. The transcript has a single exon. Lineage: Eukaryota; Fungi; Ascomycota; Eurotiomycetes; Chaetothyriales; Herpotrichiellaceae. The record is from RefSeq and is a predicted model, not a curated record. Gene Ontology annotation, biological process: ribosomal large subunit biogenesis. Bases 108 to 1121 code for a protein of 337 amino acids. Gene Ontology annotation, cellular component: preribosome, large subunit precursor.
CAUACAUCGCCAGGUUAGAAUUCCCAUAAUUCCCAACGUUACUCGACACCUAACCCUUUGCUCGCAUUACCUGAGUCUUCUUCAACCCUACAACCGUCCUGACGUUGAUGCCACUGGGUUGUGGCACUGAUACCACUAUUGAUAUAACUAUGGAUGCUGAAUCGGGUCAAAGCGUGACCGCUGCUGCAACAGUUCGAGACCAGACCGCCAUUAACAUCAAUCAUGAAGACGAUGUGUCCAAUCCAUCGUCUCCCAGCACCGAAUGCGAGUCUGAUGGCAGUCACAUUUUCGACGACGACGACGACGACGAAUUCGACGAGUCGCAAUGUUUAUUCUGCAACCAGACGAGCCCGGACUUGGACCAGAAUCUGGUCCACAUGCUCAAAGUCCAUGGCUUGUAUGUAGAUCCCGCGCACCUAUUGGCAGAUGUCGGGACUCUCCUCGCCUACUUCCAUCUCAUCAUUUCUGGGCGUUACGAGUGCCUCUACUGCGGAACGCAGCGGAGUACUCGCGAGGCCGUGCAGCAGCACAUGAUGGCCAAGGGGCAUUGCAAGUACGACAUGACGGACGAGGAUGCCGAGCUCAGAGACGUAUUUGACUUCCCCUCGUCGCAUGCAAAAGAGGAGCUACACCGACAUCUCCACGCCACGGGGUUCUCGGGCGACAACCAUUUUCCACCGCAAACCAGAUUGAGGAAACCACGACCACCCAGGCGUUCAGACAGACACGGGCCCAACAUCACAGCUUCCCAGCUCGACCAAAUACCACCGCCUCCAACUCCGCAAUCACACACCGAUGCUGGGUCAAGCUCAAAUGCUGCAGAGACACCGCCCGAUUCUCGGGGUGAACUGAGUACGAGAGCGCUGAAGCAAGAAGUCACGCUCAACAACCAGCUCGCGCAGCUUCGUGCAGGGGACCGGAGAAGUCUUGCGCAUUUACCGACCUCACAGCAGAGGGCGUUGCUGGCCACUCACCACAAACAGAUGGAGAAGGCCAGGAGGACGGAGCAAACAAGCCAGAGCAACUUGGAGAGCGCCGGGAACAAAUUCAAUUGUCUGGGCAAGAUCAGGCUGGUACGGAAACCGCCACAUACAGGGAAUGUGCACAGCUUGAAUCCGUGAGUUCGAUGGGGACUUUUCGGGAUCCUACAUAGGUUCGAGGGGCGUUUUGAGGGGUAUAUCGCCCCAUUUUUACCAGAGCUCACUCGUACAAAUCUGAGAUCAUCGAUUGAGAAUCGUGAAGGCUCAAGAGAACAAGCUAGUGAGACACGUAACACAUGGAGAGCCGCUCUAGAUUCUUGGCGGGUGAGGCUUAAAGUUACCCCAGAAACCAGCGUUGGCAGCCUCGCAUAUGAUGUCAACAGCACGCACAACAAGACUGGCCUCCCCUAGAUGAGCUGAACCUGAACUCCCGCAUGAUGAACAAGACCUCUUUAUGUUGUUGCAGCCAUCGUGUUUGGCAGACCCUCAACAUCAACAAAGGACUCAUUUUGUCAUAGCUGUCGAACGACUCCCAAGGAGAAUAAAUAGAUAAACCUGUGCCGCCGCAGUGUUGAUCAACUG